CAAAAGGUGCCGGGACCAGUGGCUCAGAUCUGCCCGGAAGGACCACAGUGAGCACCCAGGGUGGUGUGGGCCGUCCGUGGGCGUGAAGGGAGGCUGGUAGGGCUGCGGGCUGGGCUCUCCCCCACCAGGGCUGCACCCUCCGGAAGCAUGGCUGCCCGCCCAGUACUGGGUCUCGCUGCUAUCCUCUGCCUCUCUGUGCCCCAGGCCGGCUCCAUGGUGCGGCAUCGACGGCCGGUCCAGGUGGUGCUGCUGGAACCCCAAGGUCGGGAUGGGGUGGGGGGGACGUCAGGUCUGGGCGGCCUCUGGCCCGUCACCCACGGGCCCUCCCCUGACAGGCCUCACUCCCCAUGAGGACCGGGCUGGGUCCCUGCCCCAGACGGCCUGGGAAGAGGGCAGACAAGAACCAGGCCCCACUGUGUUCCCGUGUUAGGAGGGGCCCGCUGGGCUCAGGGCAGCCCUCCCGCCACUGCCAGGCCAGGGGGAGGAAGGGGGGGGGAACCAUGAGGGACCUUCCCAGGGCAGCAGGUGAAGGGGAGAGGUUCUGUCUGGGGGCCACGGGAAGAAUUGAGGGUCUGGCUGAGGGUUGCGGCCCGGCCAAUUUGCAGAGCCCAAGGAACAGCCACUCCCAGAGAAGAGGCCUGAGGCAGGCGUGGCCCAAACUCAGGGGACUGGCUGCCCAUCUGCCAGAUUGUCCCAGGGCCUCUGCAGGAGGAGGGUUCCGGUGCUGGUCACUGGGGGACCACGGCCCCCUCCCAGGCCUGAGCCUUCCUGGCCGCAUCUCCCACAGGGAGGGACUGCUCUCAGAUCCGGGUGGAGAAGCCCAGAGCCCCCAGCGGUGUGUAUACCAUCCAGCCAGAGGGAGCCAGCGCCCCCUUGCAGGCUUUGUGCGACAUGCGAGAGGACGGUGGCUGGACGGUGAUUCAGAGCCGGGACUGGGGCAGGCGGAGGCGUCUGGACUUUGAGAGAUGCUGGCAGGAGUACAAACAGGGCUUCGGAGACUUGACAGGUGACCACUGGCUGGGGCUGCAGCACAUCUCUGACCUGACUUCCCAGCCGGGCCUGCGCUCAGAGCUCACGGUGGACCUUCUGGAUGCGGACAACCACACGCUUCAGGCCCACUAUGACAACUUCCACGUGGACGGGGAGGACCUGUUUUACCGAUUGACCCUUGGCCUGUACUCUGGGAACGCAGGGGACGCGUUCCGGGGCUUGGGCCGCACGGAUGACCAAGAGGGCUGUGGCUUCAGCACGCUGGACCGCGACCGCGACCACUGCUCACCCUGCACGGACGGCACCCAGCCCUUCACCAGCUGCAGCCGCGAUCGCUCGGGCGCCGGCUGGUGGUACAGCGACUGUGGCCAAGCUGACCUCAACGGGCCGUGGCCGGAGCGCGGAGGGGCCGCCUCGGGCAUGCGCUGGGCCACCGGCAACCAUCGGCCCACCCUGCGCGCCAGCGUGCUGCGCGUGCGCACCACUGCUUCCCCCAAGGCCUAGGCCCCUCGGUGGCCGAGCCUCAUUAAACGUUC
This is a messenger RNA of Panthera uncia (snow leopard), 1526 nucleotides long. Its product is annotated as angiopoietin-related protein 5-like. The record is from RefSeq and is a predicted model, not a curated record. The transcript has 5 exons. NCBI's taxonomy places the organism in Eukaryota, Metazoa, Chordata, Mammalia, Carnivora, Felidae. The coding region runs from base 892 to 1494 and encodes 200 amino acids.